AUGGCCGAUCUAGAGGCCAACAAGGCUUCGGCCCUGGAGAACCAUCAUUUCCCUGAACACAAGACCAGUGAAAAUGGCACCGAGGUCUCUGGCUCGAAUGCUGCUGCCCAGAAGGACAAGCAUAAGUCGGUAUUCGACCAGCUUGGACUCCUGGACCGGUUCCUUGCUGUUUGGAUCUUUCUUGCUAUGGCGAUAGGCAUUAUACUGGGGAAUUUCGUGCCAAGUACAGGGCCCGCAUUGCAAAGGGGGAAAUUUGUCGGAGUGUCUGUGCCCAUUGCUGUCGGGCUACUGGUUAUGAUGUACCCUAUCUUGUGCAAAGUACGAUAUGAAACGCUGCACCGAACCCUUCGACAGAAAGCGUUGUGGGUCCAGAUUGGGUUCAGUCUCGUUGUCAAUUGGAUUGUGGCCCCUCUUUUCAUGUUGGGACUAGCAUGGGCAUUUUUGCCAGAUGAGAAGGGGUUAAGAGAGGGGUUGAUCUUGGUAGGAAUCGCACGGUGCAUUGCAAUGGUGCUCAUCUGGACAGGUCUUGCCGGUGGAGAUAACGAGUACUGCGCCAUUCUAGUGGCCAUCAAUUCCGUAUUGCAGAUGGUGCUGUUUGCACCGAUUGCCAUAUUCUUCAUCGGAGUCAUCAGCGACGACGAUAUCAAUUUGCAAUAUUCACUAGCCGCCAAGAGCGUCGGGGUCUUCCUCGGCAUACCGCUCGGCGCAGCGGUAGUGACACGAUUCGGGCUGCGCAAUCUGAUUGGAGGGAAAUGGUAUGACAAGAAAUUCCUCCUGUGGAUCAGCCCGUUGUCUCUCAUUGGGCUGCUCUUCACGAUCAUCGUCUUGUUCGCAUCGCAGGGUCGACAGGUCGUUCAUCAGAUUGUAUCUGUGAUCCGAGUGGCGGCGCCUUUGAUAGUGUACUUUGCGGUGAUCUUCCUGGCAACUCUGGUGAUAACCCGACGCUUUGGCUUCGGAUAUGAACUGUCAUGCACCCAGAGCUUCACAGCAGCAAGCAACAACUUCGAGCUGGCAAUCGCAGUGGCAAUUGCUACUUUCGGAGUCGAUAGCGAUCAAGCGUUGGCAGCGACUGUCGGCCCUCUCGUCGAGGUCCCCGUGCUGUUGGGAUUGGUGUAUGCCGUCAAGUGGUAUGCCAAGCGGAAUAGUUGGUAG
Molecule: messenger RNA, 1152 nt
Organism: Penicillium daleae
Lineage: Eukaryota; Fungi; Ascomycota; Eurotiomycetes; Eurotiales; Aspergillaceae
Product: arsenic resistance protein
Exons: 4
Coding region: 1-1152 (383 amino acids)
Biological process (GO): arsenite transport; antimonite transmembrane transport
Cellular component (GO): plasma membrane
Molecular function (GO): arsenite transmembrane transporter activity; antiporter activity; antimonite transmembrane transporter activity
Source: RefSeq, a predicted model, not a curated record